AUGUCCAACUAUGAUCAAGUGUCUCAAAAUCUUCAUGUUGAUGAAGAUAUAAGAGAUGUACAUGCUUUGACUCCACCAUAUUACGCGCCUUCCAUGACUACUAGUGAUCGGGCCUCACGUGGAGAUUUUUCAAAUAUGAGUGUCACUAAUAGUACAUUAGUGCUAGCAGGAUCACCGAGAACAAGCACCACAGCUGAAAACGACGCUGAUAGCAACUGGGGUCUUGGAAUGCAUCCUUCCUUAUCUCCUACACGAGAAGAUAGUCGUUCUGUUGUCAUUAAUGGUGGCAGGGAGGUGGCGCCUUCGGUGAGAAGCUAUAAGAAGGAAGAAGUAGAAUCCAAGAUAAUGGCUUGGAAGAAUGCAAAGGUCGCUGAGAUCAACAAUCGUUUUAAGUGUGAAGAUGCAAUAAUUAAUGGUUGGGAGAGCGAGCAGGCUCAAAAAUCCUCUUUAAAGAUGAAGAAAAUGGAGAGAAAGUUGGAAGAGAAACGAGUACGAGCAAUGGAAAAGAUGGAGAACGAGAUAGCAAAAGCGCAUCAAAAAGCCGAAGAAAGAAGAGCAUCAGCAGAGGCCAAGAGGGGCACCAAAGUUGCUAGAGUUCUUGAAGUAGCUAACUUGAUGAAAGCUGUUGGAAGGGCUCCUGUUAAGAACUCAUUUUUUUAA
Molecule: messenger RNA, 660 nt
Organism: Erigeron canadensis
Lineage: Eukaryota; Viridiplantae; Streptophyta; Magnoliopsida; Asterales; Asteraceae
Product: remorin 4.2-like
Exons: 2
Coding region: 1-660 (219 amino acids)
Source: RefSeq, a predicted model, not a curated record